Molecule: messenger RNA, 3349 nt
Organism: Mobula hypostoma (lesser devil ray)
Lineage: Eukaryota; Metazoa; Chordata; Chondrichthyes; Myliobatiformes; Myliobatidae
Gene: asb6
Product: ankyrin repeat and SOCS box containing 6
Exons: 7
Coding region: 275-1558 (427 amino acids)
Biological process (GO): intracellular signal transduction
Molecular function (GO): protein binding
Source: RefSeq, a predicted model, not a curated record
AAAUGCGCCGAAAUUGAGUGGGAUGCUGCGUUGUUCGAAUCUGACAGGGUGUUACUCAGUUUCUGAAAACAAACAUUGAGAGGAAGAGAAUCGACAAUUAUGUUGAAUACUUUAAGCAGAGGGAGGGAAUCUGAAUUAACGUUCUUCCCCAGACCUGAACCGUGGACUGGGAUAAUAAGCUUCUAAUUUGUGAGGUCUUGACCUUGUUUCCCAUUGCUGCAAUGCAGGUGAUGACCUUUACAUCAGCUUCUACUAACGGAUAGAAUUGGAAACCAUGCCCUACUUGCACGGAUUUCGACGAAUUAUCUUCGAGUAUCAGCCUCUAGUCGAUCAAAUUCUUAGGGUUGUAGGGUUGCAGGAACCAACUGGAGAGGCUGGUGAGGAAAAUCCAACCAGCGAGGUUCCUGUGACUGCAGCGGACGCAGCAGCACUGCAGGGGCUGCUGGAGAGAGAGGCACAAUCACCCUUCUACGUGGAAGCUAUCAGCUGUGCUUUGUUUAAAGUGGCUGAGGCAGGUCUGACCACCGCAGCUGAGAAACUGCUGACGCAUGGAGCUGACCUCAACUUCGAAGAUCCCGUGACAUAUUACUCAGCGUUGCACAUAGCAGUCCUGCGCAACCAGCCUGACGUGGUAGAACUGCUGGUCCAGCAUGGAGCAGACAUCAACAAGAGAGACCGGGUUCACAGCAGCAGCCCACUAGACCUGGCCAGUGAGGAGUUAGAACGUUUGCCUUGCCUGCGGCGGCUUCUUGAUCUCGGUGCCGAUAUAAAUGGAGUUGACAGGACUGGAAAAUCAGCCUUGCUGCAUGCUCUGGCCAGCAGUGAUGGAGUACAGGUACACAACAUCGACAACAUCAAGCUGCUCCUUGAGAGGGGUGCAGAUGUGAAAGCAAACAUGAUAGAUGGCGACAACGUCUUCACAUUCAUUGUAUUUCUUCUGGGUGAGACAGAAGGUAGAGACCAGACCGAGACUGAAACCCUCAGGCACUUCUGCUUGCAUGCCACUCAGCUGCUGCUCGCCCAUUCUGCUCAACCCAACGCGUGUCAACCUGAGGAUUCCCUCAUCUACACCUGCAUUAAUCAGUUUGAAGUCCAUCUCCCAAUCAUACAAGUUCUCCUGGACUCGGGGGCUUCCAACCAUUGCCCUGACCACGGCCCUUCCUGCUGGUCCGGAUUCACACUUCUCUUUGAGAGACUGCGUACGCUGUUAAACGGACCUGAGACUGGAAUCACACACCGAGAAGCCUUGCGCCGAGCAGGUGUGGCCUUGGACCUAAUGCUGGGCAAUGCAACGCGUCCCUCGCUGCCUUUAGGCUGGGAAAUCAAACCAACAGCUUACUCCAUCUACACAGACCAAGUACUGGCGUUGUCCAGGCCCCUGAAACUACUGGAGUUUUCUCCAGCCUCACUGAAGCAUCUGUGCAGGGUGGACAUCCGACGACUUCUGAGGCCCGUGCCUUUGGAUCAUAAGGUGAAAGCCCUGCCACUGCCAGACCGGUUGAAGUGGUUUUUGUUGAUGGAAAAUAGUAAGAGUGAGGAUGAAAUCAUGCAACAGUAAAGGCAGAGGGCAAUUUGGCAGUGAUUUAAGACUAGUCAUUGUCUGGGGCAGAGAUCUGGAUUUCUGCUGCUGGUCUGAGGUUGACUGUCAGAACCCAACACCAUUUGACGACUUGAACAGUAUUGAGGUAUGAGACCACAAACAGGCUCAUGGAGAAAGAGUCUCUGCUGACAUUGUUACACAAUCUGUACAGAUAGACUAGUGAAGUCCAGACAUGAAUGAUAAUUUCUGUACCAUAGCUUAGAUCAACCAGUUUGAAGACUUUAAUAUUUCUGCAGCAAUGAAUUCAACUCUCAACUGGUAAUUGUAAGAUUUCUAUGCUUGAUCUAAGAUCCCAUACUUAUACAAGAGAUUAGAUGCUACAUGUGAAAUUCUAUACUUAACCGAAAAAAACUACAUUGGAUUAUUCCCAAGAGUAUGCAUUCCAUUGUCUUCCAAUUGAAAUAGGGAAUGUGUGGGCAGGUGAAAUAUCCGGUACCAAAAAGGUUGAACUCUUAUCUGCACAGUUGGACUAGGCUGGUGCUCAGUGUCGGGACAGAGGGGUCAACAAAAAUAGUCGGAGUUUUGCUCUUUGGUUGAGAUAUUAAACUGAGAAUUGCAUUGGCUCUUUCAUUGCUCCUUCACCCAUUCCAAGCAUUGUGCAUCUUUGUGUCUGUCCUGAGUAACAUUCAACCAACCACAAAAAGAAGUCAACAUCUUUGGUGUUUAUGAGCUCUUGCUGUACAUAAAAUGCCUGUGUUUUCCAACAUGAUGACAGGUUUCUGAACUGCAAAACCCAUGUUAGUGUACAUGGCACUUUGCUUUUAUACCACAUUCACCACAUCUGUCACGCAGUGGCAAUUCUUACCGGAGUUAAAUCACCAGCGCUGUGGCUGGUUUACCUCUGCCAUUCUGCGCGUAGUGUUGAGAUUAGACAGGCAAGGGGUAGUACCUGCCUCUUUCACUCUUUAUUUUGAAAUUAGAUCGUUGUAUGUUGUGAAGCCUAUAGGGAGAUCAGUUUUCGAUAAGUACAAAGAAUCAAACAACCUUGCUUGUGGAGGACAGGGAACCUAUUACACAUGUCCCAUAUGAAAACAGGAAUUUGUUUAAAUUCAUAUGUUGUGUGUUUUGACCUGAGAUUUUCUGUGUUUUUGAUGCACGUUGAGUGAUGGAAGGGAGCAAAUGCUAAAUGUUGAGGCUCUCAAACCUGUGGUGAGGGAGCAGUUUGCUUCAAGGCAUAGGGUAAUAAGUUAUCCUUUGCUAUCAACCUUGGCUGAGGUGAGGAAUGGGGGACUGUAAACAUUGGAGGGGCUGUUUGCUCAGAUCAGCCAAGUCCUGAUGGUUUUGGCCCAUUGCUAAGUGCAUUUAAGGUUUAAGGGUACUGAGUAGUGCUUUGGGUGAUGGAUAGUCCAGAUGGGUGUAUUGCCAACCCCAUUGGCAGAAAGAGCUAGGUGACAAAAACAGUAGGGUGUCUUACAGACAGGUCAGUGCUCACAUUUCAAGGUACCAUAUGAGAGAUGGUGUCUCCCACCCACCAGAUAUUGACUCUCAGCUGGAAUUACUAACUUCAAGUCCUCAAACAAACAGUGUAUAUCUUUUGAUUUCAAUAACAUUUGUUUAAUUUAUUGGAAGCAGAUAUUGCUUUGGUAAAAAGUUGAUUUUUAAUUAUCCUUUGUAGUUGUGUGAAAAUAGACCCGCUCCUGUGUUUUGACCUUUGACCCCUUUCUCAAAAUUUAGUUUCUUUCAUAAACUGUAUGUAAAUGUACAAUAAUUCAGAAACAAAUUGCAGCCAGAAUUGUUUUAAUAAAUAUA